This is a messenger RNA of Pelecanus crispus (Dalmatian pelican), 242 nucleotides long. Lineage: Eukaryota; Metazoa; Chordata; Aves; Pelecaniformes; Pelecanidae. The record is from RefSeq and is a predicted model, not a curated record.
AUGCAGAAAGAAAUAGAAGACAUCCGAGCAAGACUGGCCAUAUUAGAAGCAAAAGAUCAACAGCUAAGAAGAGAAAUUGAAGAACAAGAUAGGCUUAUUCAGUCACAGGACUGUGAACUGACUGCUUUACUUGGCUGUGUUUCUCUGAGAGAACUACAGGAAAUAAGAAAGGCUGUGGAUGACACUUUAGCAUCCUCCUACCAAAUUCCAUGUAGUCUGGAUCUUCCAGGGACAAUAAAGAG